AUGCGUCGUGGAAAACUUCUUCUUAUUAUUUGUAUUGUUUUUAUUUUCAUUUUUAUCUUCAAUGUUAUUUUUAUUUAUCGAGCUCUUCGUGAUCGAAAAAUUAUAAGUGAAGAAGAUUAUGAGAAUGAAGAAUCAAAAGAAAGAGAUGAUUUCAAGGCAUUCAUCACAUCUUCAUAUUUUUAUCCAAAAUCCAAAAGUUUAGGAGAUAACGCUUUAGCAUUGGUAUUAACUAUUAAUCAGAAAAAGUCGAUUAAUAAUUGGUGGAACUUACAAUGGUGGAAUAUACCAAAAAAUCCUGAAAUUGUUGUUUUAUCUAGAAAUGCAACAUCAAGUAGUAUUGUUAGAACACAAUAUUGGAAGUGAGAUUGUUUUUUUUUAAUUUUUAUCAUUUUCAUUUAACUUUUAGAAUUACACCACACGAAGUUUGUAACAUGAUUGCAAUUUUUGCAACAGUUCAAAUUAUUCCAAAUCCGACAUCGAUUUCUCUUGUUGGAUACAAUAGUUUAGUCGAUAUUCCAUUUGAAAUUCCUCCAAGUAUUGAACGUGAUGUUGUUGUUUGUAUUUCUCCACUUUUUAUCAGUGAACAAUGGCAGAACUUUUUAUUCGCAGUUCAUAUUUAUAAAAAAUUCGGAGCAUUUAUGAAUUUAUAUUUGAUUAGUGCAGUUGAUUCAUUUUAUUAUUUGAUGAAAGAAUAUGAAAAUGAGGUUAUUUUUCAUCAAAGAAAAAUAUUUUGAAUAGUUUUUUUUUAGAACUAUCUCACCAUUCAACCUUGGGUCAGCGCGAAAUUCGUUGGAGUUUCUCCAGAUAUUGCGGAUCCUUAUAAUCAAAUAGAGUUUAGAAAUCAAGCUGGAUCACAAACUGAUUGUCUUCUGAAAUACAAAGUGAGUGUUUCGAUUUUUCACAUUUUCACAUGAACAACUCUAGGAAACCGCAAAAUAUGUUACCUUUUUGGAUUUGGAUGAUGUUCUAAUACCUAGACUUGCGCCAACUUAUCUUGAAGAAAUUAUUAAAAUAAUAAACAAUCGGAGAAAUAUUGCUUUCAUUCAUUAUCACAAAGAAAAUCAUGAAAUUUCAACGGCAAAACAUGGCGAACAAUUUUCAUUUGAAAAAAUGUUUAGCACUCUGAAAUAUGAAGGUGCAAGAGAAACUGGAAAAAUUGUUGUUGAUCCAAAAAACUUGAACUACACUUGGAUACAUUUUCCACCAUUUAUGCCAGUUCAAAUGAGACAAAUUGUUGUGAAAGAAAAUGUUAUUACUCAUUUGAAAAAUAUUUUAUGGUUAGAAGAAAUUAAUGGAAAUGAUGAAUUACCAAAAUAUUAUAACAAUUCUGAAGAACAUAUUCUAGAAUAUGACACGAUUUCUUCAAUUGAAAAUGAUUUGCAAACAAUGAUGAAAAAACCAAAUAUUUCAAAAUUACUUUCAAAACUGCCAACACAUCAUUAUUAUGCAAAUUUAAUUGGAAAAUGUUAUUUCGAGAAAUAUUAUUCCCUACAUUAUUCUGGAAGAAUAAAAGAAAUCACUUGUCCUGGUCCUCAAUUAUGUGAUGUGAGUUUCUUUAAAAAAAUUGGGAUAAAUAAAAAUAGAAUAUUUUUCAGUACGAUCAACGAGAAGAUAUAAAAUGUAUCCACGUGGAUGCUGAUUAUCCUGAAGUUCCAAAAUUAAAACCUGUCUCAUAUUAUUUCGCAAAAAAUCGACGAUUUUCCAAAAAUAUUGGUUGCUAUCCUCAUUAA
Messenger RNA from Caenorhabditis angaria, 1730 nucleotides. NCBI's taxonomy places the organism in Eukaryota, Metazoa, Nematoda, Chromadorea, Rhabditida, Rhabditidae. The record is from the annotation of a GenBank genome assembly.